AAAUAAAUAUCAUGAAUUAAGUAGUUUAUUUUAAUCUUAUAUAAUAGUUUAUUUUAUGUCAUUUUACAUUUUUAUCCUUUAGGUUGUAUUUAAAGGCAUUGUGCCUCACUUUGAAAAGGAAUCAAUGAAUGAACAAUUAUCUUCUUCUCUCAAAAACAAACUCUCAAUUUAUCUUUACAUUUCUCAUUUGUACCGAAUUCUGUUCAAACCAUUAGAAUUCCUACUUUGAGACUUGAUUCUACCGGUUUGUCCCUGAAUCUAAUUUAUCCGUUACAAUUGGUAUCUAGAGCCAUCGAUUUGGCGCGCUCAUGAUGGCUGAAAAAUACAAAUCCGUGAAAAUUUUGAGUGCUUUCGAAGUGGAAGAGAAGAUGGAAUUGGGUUUAUGUUUAUUAUGCGAUGAAAUUUUUACUCGAGAUCAUGCAUCGAAGCAUAAGCGCAUUCGAUUCAAAGUAGUAGAGAUGGAUGAGGAACGGGAUAAUGAUUUUAACCACCACAUCCCAGCUCCCUUUUCAUGUCCACCAAAAUCACUUUUACACUCCGAUUCAACGACAGUUUUCUCUAAUUCGACAUUGUCCGAUGAUUGCACAAAGAAGGCACAGCUUGAAGAAAAAGUUGUGGCAGAUUCAAAUUUAGAGAUGAACACAGAGAUGAAGAGUCUUGACCACGACUCUUCUUUCUUAAACUAUAGUAGCGCGGUUCCGAGGCUGUCACUCCAAGUGUUUAACCAUAUGCCCACAAUGCAGCAGUUGAAAUCCACAUCGUUGAACCAAAAACCAACUAUGACAGGAUCUAUCCCACUCUCAAAAGGUAAAAAUCAAACCUUCCAAUCUGCACAACAACAUUCAUCACCAUCCAAUCUGCAACUCUUGAGUAAGGUAAAAAUCAAACCACUGUCAUCUAACACAAUUGAUGUGUCUGCACAAUCAAUUUCUCUAAACCUCAACAAGCUCAAAUGUUUUGAUCCCGGUGGAAUGAUUUCUCUCUUGUUUCCUCCAAUUUCUUCUGUUUUUAUUUCGGUUCAAUUUCCAUCAACAAUGUCAUUGCCAAUACCUCCAGAACCACCUGAUUGGGUUGCGGUUCAAUCAUCGUCACUCAAUUUUUCUCUGUUGGUUACUACUGCAAAGCAUUUUUCAAUGUUGCAAAGUUCCCUCCAACUGUUUGAUGAAAUGCCAAAGGGCCACAUAGCUGUUUGGAGUGUCAUCAUCAAUAGAUGCAUGGAUAAUGAGCAAGCUGUUGAAUUUGAUUUGUCCAAAGGCAUUAAUAGGAUGUGUAUUAUGCCUAGUCACUAUACCUUAUUCAAUAUGUUGAGUUUAUACUAUUGGGAGUUUUGGUAUUUUGGAAGACACGCUCAUUAUGAAGCUGAGGUAACUAUGAAUUUUAUUUUAGAAUUAAAGGUUAGGAAACAUCCAGAUAAUUAUGAAGAUGAUUUUAACAUAAAUGAAUAUGGAUGUUGUCUUUAUAGAAUGAGUGGAACCUUACCUUGUGAUAGAUGUCCUGCUACUAAUCAUUCAAGGUGCAUAGGGGUGAUGGAUUCAUGGUUUCUGCACAAUAACUGUGAAUUUUGUCUUCUAAUUUUAGAGGAUUUAAAGGGAAAACACAAACCAAUUUAUUAUAGCCCACACAAUGCUUACAGCAGGGUAUUUCAAGAGUGGCACAUGCUUGGUGAUAGUAGAAAUUGCUUUGAGCUUUCUUGUGUUGGCCGCAUAUGCAUGAGAACUGAUGUUAGACAUAAGAAAAGUCACAAUCAAAUUGGUUGGAAAUGGAAAAAGGUUAGUUCGGUAUUGUUUUUAAAGCAAAUGUCACCCAUAAUUAUUUUUCAUAGAGAAAUGAUCAUGCCAAAGGAAUCAAAUGGUCUCAUUAGUACUCUAAUAUUGGAAGCAAAUGGGGUUGUGAACUUUAAUGAUAAAUUUCUGAAUAUUAGCAUUUUUAUUCCUAACCAAGAGGCCUAUCAUGAUAAAUCUCAACCAUAUUGGAAGAUAACACCAAUUACUUUCACAUCAGAUAUGAAGAUGUUACCUCUGGAAUGUUGUGAUUUAAGUUUUGGAAAUUGGGGGCUAAACUCACUUAGCUCAGUUCUUCAUAACUUCUCUAAGCUUCAAAUGGACUUUUUAAUAUUUGGAAAGAAGUUUGUAUUGAGGGGAGUUAAACCUCUAGUCAGUAAAUUGAUUCACAUAUCAUAUGCUCAAGCGAUCCCACAUAGCGUUCAACUGUGUUGUGUGUACAUGGAUAGUUUCAACAAUAAUUCGGAACUUCCUACUUGCAAUAUUCACAUGGUAAUUGAAAUGCAACAUGUUCACACUUGGAGCUGCUUGAAUGGUUUUUUUUAUGACGAGUGUAGUUCUAUUAUGGCAAAAAGUCAUUGUUAUUUUGGUGACAGGGCAGAUGGCAGAUGUGUUUAUUGUGUUUCUAAGAGGAAGAUGAUCUACAAGGGUAGUUUUCAUGCUCCUAAAGUUUUAACCAACUUGAAGGAUUGGCAACCGAAGAAUGGAUCGCGGAAGGUUGCUACUAAUGUUAGUUUUGUUGUGGCUAUUCUACAUAGGAAGAUGAUUAAUAGAGGAAAUGUUCGAGAUGCUAAAGUUCUAAGCAAAUGGAAAGUGUUGCCUCUUAAACACGGCACUUGUGAUUGUUCAUCCUUGAGGACAAGGAUGUUUGAAGGGGAGGGUAUUGUAAUGGGAAAUAAAUAUCAUGAAUUAAGUAGUUUAUUUUAAUCUUAUAUAAUAGUUUAUUUUAUGUCAUUUUACAUUUUUAUCCUUUAGGUUGUAUUUAAAGGCAUUGUGCCUCACUUUGAAAAGGAAUCAAUGAAUGAACAAUUAUCUUCUUCUCUCAAAAACAAACUCUCAAUUUAUCUUUACAUUUCUCAUUUGUACCGAAUUCUAUUCAAACCAUUAGAAUUCCUACUUUGAGACUUGAUUCUAUCGGUUUGUCCCU
This is a messenger RNA of Trifolium pratense (red clover), 2928 nucleotides long. RefSeq lists its product as uncharacterized. The transcript is spliced from 2 exons. NCBI's taxonomy places the organism in Eukaryota, Viridiplantae, Streptophyta, Magnoliopsida, Fabales, Fabaceae. The record is from RefSeq and is a predicted model, not a curated record. The coding region runs from base 309 to 2708 and encodes 799 amino acids.